AUGAGCGAACCCAGUCAGACCCAAUCAGCUUCGGCUGCUUCUCUAUACCUCACUCUUGCGCCUGUCGCAUUAACUGCCGGCGUCUAUUUCACCAUCUUCCUUGUCCUGCGAAAAAGUCAGAGGCGAUUCUAUGCUCCUCGAACCUAUCUAGGGAGUCUUCGUCCGAGCGAACGAUCACCAGCUCUUCCCAAUGGCUGGUUUAAUUGGAUUGGCUCAUUUUGGAAGAUUCCUGAUGUCCACGCAUUGCAGCAUCAAUCCCUGGAUGCUUAUCUCUUUCUCCGAUUUUUGCGCAUUCUGGUUGCUAUAUGCUUCGCAGGAUGCUGUAUCCUAUGGCCAGUACUCUUUCCCGUGAAUGCCACGGGGGGUAACCAGGAGGCUGUGCAGGUAGAUAUGCUCUCCUACGCUCGCGUUAAUAAGGAUACACAAUCGAAUCGCUAUUAUGCUCACACCUUUAUGGCCUGGAUCUUCUACGGAUUUGUCAUGUACAUGAUCCUCCGCGAGUCCAUAUUCUACGUCAACUUGCGACAGGCAUUUCUGCUCUCGCCCUUCUACGCCAACCGUAUCUCAUCACGAACUGUGCUCUUCGUUUCUGUCCCCGACCAGUAUCUAGAUGAGGCCAGGUUACGCAAGAUCUUCGGCGACUCCGUCAAGCACGUCUGGAUUACGCGCGACACGGAGAAGCUGGAUGAUCUUGUUAAGGAGCGCGAUGAGGUCGCUAUGAAGCUAGAGAAGGCUGAAGUCAAGCUCCUGAAGCUUGCCAACGCCCAACGCAUCAAGUCGGCUAAGAAGGGUAGCUCUAACAAUGACAGGGCCGAAGCGCCUUUGGACGCGGAGUCAGGUAGUUUAGCUGCUCGCUGGGUUCCUGAGAAGAAACGACCUACUCAUAGACUCGGACUUCUUGGCCUCGUAGGUAAGAAGGUCGACACUAUUAAUUGGUGCCGCAGUGAACUAGCACGCCUCAUCCCGGCUGUUGAGGCUGCGCAGGCAGAAUACCGCGCAGGAAAUAGCAAAAAGAUUCCCAGUGUUUUCAUCGAGUUCUACCGCCAAGCAGACGCCGAGACUGCUUUCCAGGUCUUAUCCCAUCACCAAGCUUUGCAGAUGACGCCAAAAUAUAUUGGUAUCACGCCCGGCGAAAUUGUGUGGAGCGCACUCAAGGUGUCGUGGUGGCAGAGAAUCGUCCGCAGAUUCUCAGUACUUGCUUUUAUCACCGCACUUAUUAUUUUCUGGGCAAUUCCUGUUGCUGUUGUCGGUAUUAUUUCGAAUGUCACUUAUCUUUCUUCGAUCUCCUUUCUCCGUUGGAUUCAGUCAAUUCCCGACGUCGUUCUGGGAUUCAUCCAGGGCUUGCUACCCAGUGUUGCCUUAUCUAUUCUCAUGUCGCUUGUACCUGUAAUCAUGAGAUUGUGUGCCAAGCUUUCGGGCGAGCCGUCCCUAUCGCGAGUCGAAUUAUUCACUCAGAAUGCUUAUUUCUUUUUCCAGCUGAUUCAAGGCUUCUUGGUAAUAACGCUCGCCUCAUCAGCAACAGCUGUCGGAAAGCAAAUAGCCGACAACCCUGGAUCAGUCACAAGCAUUCUGGCGGAAAACCUUCCCAAAGCUUCUAAUUUUUAUAUCUCAUACUUUAUUGUACAGGGUCUAGGUGUCGCUUCAAGCGUGCUCUCUCAGGUCGCUGGUUUCGUUAUAUUUACUAUCAUGUACAAAUUCCUAGCAGGGACGCCACGCGCUCUCUAUACUAAAUGGGCAAAUCUUAGCGCUAUUUCUUGGGGCAGCGUACUACCGGUAUAUACUAAUAUCGCUGUGAUUAGUAUCACAUAUGCUGCUAUCGCUCCAUUGGUGCUUGGAUUUGCUACUAUUGGUCUUUCACUUUUCUACCUUGCAUGGCGUUACAAUGUUUUCUUCGUCACGGAUACGCAAGUCGAUACUAGGGGUUUGAUAUAUCCUCGAGCAUUAAAGCAGCUUUUCUCCGGCAUAUAUAUUGCUGAGCUGUGUAUGAUUGGGAUAUUCGCUACCUCAGUGGCUAUCGGCCCCUUGGUUCUUAUGGUGGCAUUCCUCGUUUUCACUAUCCUGUUCCACAUUACUCUCAACAACGCCAUCAACCCUCUACUUUAUAACCUUCCUCGGACUCUCAGUGUUGAGGAGGAAUCUAAAUCCCAAAUUGAGAGUUCUACUCGACACACCAGCUACUCGACUGUUCAGAAUGGGGAUCAGGAUGGUCUUUCGGACACGAAGAAGACAACCUCUGGAAAUACUGCUAUUGCAGGAAAGAAGCCAGGGUUCUUGGCUAAAUUUUUGAAGCCGUGGCAGUAUUGCGACUAUGAGUCGUUGCGAAAACUUGUGCCUCACGACCAGGUUGACACAAACAAUUUAUACACUGACGAGAUCGAACGCAAUGCCUACUUCCCACCUUCAGUCAACAGCGGAACUCCGUUGCUCUGGAUCCCCGAGGACCCUAUGGGUAUCUCCAAGCAAGAGGUUCGGGAAACCGGCAAGGUUAUCCCCAUCACAGAUGAGGGAUGCAUCCUGAGCGACAAGAACAAGCUAGAAUGGGAUACGGAGACUGUGCGACCACCUGUUUGGGAAGAGAAAAUCUACUACUAG
Molecule: messenger RNA, 2592 nt
Organism: Daldinia caldariorum
Lineage: Eukaryota; Fungi; Ascomycota; Sordariomycetes; Xylariales; Hypoxylaceae
Product: DUF221-domain-containing protein
Exons: 5
Coding region: 1-2592 (863 amino acids)
Cellular component (GO): plasma membrane
Molecular function (GO): calcium-activated cation channel activity
Source: RefSeq, a predicted model, not a curated record